UUGGUUGUACGGGUUGCCCUAAGGGACCUUGGAGACAGUUUUCUUCUGGUGGACGUUGAGGUUUGGCCUCACGCUUUCUCCAGUCUAGGCUCCAGACAGGUAUGCGGGGUGCCUUUGGAAAGCCCCAGGGCACAGUGGCCAGGGUCCACAUUGGCCAAGUCGUCAUGUCCAUCCGUACCAAGUUGCAGAACAAGGAGCAUGUGAUUGAGGCCCUACCUAGGGCCAAGUUCAAGUUCCCUGGCUGCCAGAAGAUCCACAUUUCCAAGAAGUGGGGCUUUACUAAGUUUAAUGUGGACGAAUUUGAAGACAUGGUGGCUGAAAAGCGGCUCAUCCCAGAUGGCUGUGGGGUCAAAUACACCCCUAAUCGUGGCCUCUUGGACAGAUGGAGGGCUCUGCACUCAUGAGAACCUCAGCACUGCCCUUCCCCAUUCAUGCCCACCAAUAAAUCCUGCUUCCUGUCAAAAAAAAAAGUCUUUUAAAAAACACCAAGAAAAUGAAAAGACAAGCCAUAGAAUGGGGAAGAAUAUUCAGUACUUGUAUAUAUAACAUUCAGUUAAAAAUAUUUAGUACAUGCAUAUGUUUUUAUCUAAAAUAUAUAAAAAAUUCUUAUAAUUUAAUAACGAGGGUAAACAGCUUAACCAAAAAUGGGUAAAAUAUUUGAAGAGACACUUUACAAAAGAUG
This is a messenger RNA of Felis catus (domestic cat), 682 nucleotides long. RefSeq names its product 60S ribosomal protein L10-like. Gene Ontology annotation, cellular component: cytosolic large ribosomal subunit; ribosome. Bases 102 to 404 code for a protein of 100 amino acids. Gene Ontology annotation, molecular function: structural constituent of ribosome. NCBI's taxonomy places the organism in Eukaryota, Metazoa, Chordata, Mammalia, Carnivora, Felidae. The record is from RefSeq and is a predicted model, not a curated record. Gene Ontology annotation, biological process: ribosomal large subunit assembly; translation. The transcript has a single exon.